Messenger RNA from Hydractinia symbiolongicarpus, 3429 nucleotides. RefSeq names its product FACT complex subunit SPT16-like. The record is from RefSeq and is a predicted model, not a curated record. Gene Ontology annotation, biological process: positive regulation of transcription elongation by RNA polymerase II; transcription elongation by RNA polymerase II. The transcript has 31 exons. Gene Ontology annotation, molecular function: nucleosome binding. NCBI's taxonomy places the organism in Eukaryota, Metazoa, Cnidaria, Hydrozoa, Anthoathecata, Hydractiniidae. Gene Ontology annotation, cellular component: FACT complex. Bases 166 to 3261 code for a protein of 1031 amino acids.
UUGCCAGUGCUGUUUUGUAUGUGAAUAUUAGAAAAAUACCUUAAUUGUACUUUGAAUACAGGGAUUUUAUGGAAAAUUAAAACUUUGAAGAAUCAAGGCUAGUUCCCGCCAGCAAUUUUAUUUUGAUGGACAGAACAGAACCGAAGCAGAGAAGUUUCUGCGAAGAUGUCUAAAGUUGCGGUUGAUAAAGAUGUAUUUUUUCGAAGAAUACAAAGAGUAUACGAGUAUUGGAAGAAGGCAACAAGUGAUGAUGGACCAACCAUUAACAAUGUUGAUGCAAUUGUGACCAUUGUAGGUCAGGAUGAGGAUGUCAUAUAUAGCAAAUCUACUGCACUACAGCAAUGGCUUCUAGGAUAUGAACUCACUGAUACAAUCAUGGUUUUAUGUGAAUCACAAAUAUAUUUUCUGGCCAGUAAGAAAAAAAUUGAAUUUUUAAAGCCAAUACAAGAUGGACAGAAAAAAACAGAAAAUAUUCCACCAGUGACAUUAUUGUUACGUAAUAAGACUGAUAACGAUGCUCAAAAUUUUAAAACACUGACAACAGCAUUAAAAGAAAGCAAAGAUGGAAAAACAACAGGAGUUUUUGUAAAAGAUAAAUUUUCCGGUGAAUUUGCUGAAAGUUGGAAAAAAGCUUACGAUGCAGAAAAAUUUGAAAAGGUUGAUCUUUCGUCUCAGUUUGCAUACCUUAUGGCUGCCAAAGAGGACUCAGAAAUAGCAGUUAUGAAAAAAGCAGCAACCGUAACUUCAAUGUUGUUUGAUAAAUUUCUAAAACAACAAGUUGUAAAAGUUGUUGAUGAAAUCAAAACAGUAAAACAUUCAAAAUUGGCAGACCAAAUUGAACAAGCUCUUGAAGGGAAAAAAUAUCUUGGAGCUGGCAUGGAUGCUGACCAGGUAGAAAUGUGCUAUUCUCCGAUUAUUCAAAGUGGUGGCAAAUUUAACUUAAAAUUCAGUGCUGUCAGCUCUGACGAGAAACUAAAUUUUGGAGUUAUAACCUGUUCCCUUGGUGUUCGUUAUAAAUUUUAUUGCUCAAAUAUUGUACGCACCUUAAUGGUAGAACCCACUCAAGUUCAGCAAGAUUUAUACAACUACCUACUCACAAUUUUAGACUUUAUUUUGGAAAAAUUAAAACCAGGCACGAAGCUCUCUGCUGUGUAUAACACCGUUGUUAAGCAUGUCGAGAAGACAAAACCAGAACUCAAAGAUAAUUUUGUCAAAAAUAUUGGUUUUGUGACUGGUAUAGAAUUUAGAGAGGGUUCAUUAAUAUUGGAUCAAAAACACAGCCAGACAAUCAAAAAUGGUAUGGUAUUCAACAUUAAUAUUGGUUUGGUGAACCUAAAAAAUGAAGAAGCUAAAGAAGAUGCAGACAAAACUUAUGCGUUGUUUCUUGGUGAAACCGUAGUUGUCAAUGCAAACGACCAUGCCACUGUGUUAACUACGUCAAAAAAACAGAUAAAAAAUAUAGCACUGUUUUUAAAGGAUGAAGAAGAAAUGGAGCAAGAUGACGACCAGGUUGAGAUUGACGAAACAUUUUUACCAGAGAAAAAACACCGAGAAAUUUCAGCUGAAGACAAAAGAAAGAAACAUCAGAAAGAAUUGGCUCAUCAAGUUAAUGAGGAAGCUAAGAGGCGUUUGUUGGAAAAUCAAGGAGACAAAGAUACAGUCAAACAAGCUGUACGAACUAAUAUCGCAUACAAAAACAAUGCACUUAUACCAAGAGACAGUAGUGUGCAAGACCUCAAGAUAUUUGUAGACAAAAAAUAUGAAGCUCUCAUUCUUCCCCUCUUUGGACUUCCAACUCCUUUUCACAUCUCGACAAUUAAGAACGUUAGCACAAGUAUUGAGGGCGACUAUUCAUACUUACGAAUUAACUUCUUUUGUCCUGGAAGUUCAUAUGGCCGAGGUGAUGGAAAUUUGUUUUCAAAUCCUGAUGCAACUUAUGUUAAGGAAAUUGUGUUUCGAAGUUCAAAUCUAAAAGAAGCUGGAGAAAGCUUGGCACCGUCCACUAAUUUAAAUAAUGCGUUUCGCAUGAUCAAAGAUGUUCAAAAAAAAUUUAAAACUAGAGAGGCUGAAGAAAAGGAAAAGGAGGGUAUUGUCAAACAAGAAGAUCUAAUUAUACAUACAAGCAAGGGAAACCCACGUUUAAAGGAUUUAUAUAUAAGACCCAGCUUAACAAGUCGUAAAUGCACUGGCAGUCUUGAAGCGCAUGUAAAUGGCUUUCGUUAUAUGACCAUCAGAGGAGACAAAGUUGAUGUAUUAUACAAGAACAUCAAACAUGCUUUCUUUCAGCCAUGUGACGGGGAAAUGAUCAUCUUGCUGCAUUUCCAUUUAAAGCAUCCUAUUAUAAUUGGUAAAAAGAAAUACAGAGAUAUACAGUACUUCACUGAGGUUGGUGAAAUAACUACAGAUUUGGGGAAACGUCAACAUAUGCAUGAUCGUGAUGAUCUUCAUGCAGAACAGGCUGAAAGAGAGCUACGUCAAAGACUGAAGGGUGCGUUUAAAACUUUCAUUGACAAAAUCGAAGGUUUAACACAUGGUCAAGUGGAAUUUGACGUUCCGUUCAGAGAAUUGGGCUUCUCUGGAGUUCCAUUUAAAAGCACAGUGUUACUGCAGCCGACCACAUAUUGUUUAGCAAAUCUCACUGAACAACCACCUUUUAUAAUAACACUUGAAGAUGUUGAGUUAGUUCAUUUUGAACGAGUACAGUUCCACAUGAAAAAUUUUGAUAUGGUGUUUAUAUUUAAAGAGUAUACUCGAAAAGUGGUUAUGAUCAGUGCAAUACAGAUGACGCAGCUCGAUUCCGUAAAAGAUUGGUUAAACUCUUGUGAUAUCAAAUAUACCGAAGGUAUUCAGAGUUUAAAUUGGACAAAAAUUAUGAAAACCAUCAAUGACAACCCGGAAGACUUUUUUGAAAACGGUGGAUGGUCUUUCUUAGAACCGAACAGUGAGGAUGAAAAUCAGGAUAGCGAUGAUGAAGAGGAAGAUGAUGAGUUUGUGCCGCAAAGCGAUUCAGAUUUUGAAGAAGAUGAAGACAGUGAUGAGGAGUAUGACUCUGGUGACGCGGAGUCUGAAGAAUCGGCAUCUGAGGAAGAACUUGACAGUGAUGAAUCAUCAGGAAAAGAUUGGAGUGAUUUAGAAGAAGAAGCAAGAAAAGAUGAUCGAGCUAAAGAUCGUGAAGGGAGACCCGAGCCAGCUGCCGCGAGCAAAAAACGAAAACGCGAUGAAACGCCUGUGAAAAGUAAAAAAAAGAAAAGAGACAGAUAGAUGUCAUGUGAUUAAAUAGUGAAAUUUACGGCAAACGAGAUAUUAUAGAACUGUUUAUAUCUUUGCAAGGACUUCACUUGAGUAGAACGUUCUGUUAGAUGAAACAAAACUUGUAAAGGACCGCUUGUAAAAUUUUUUUAUCAAAUAAUAAUAUUAGAUAAAAUAUAA